Molecule: messenger RNA, 597 nt
Organism: Prorocentrum cordatum
Lineage: Eukaryota; Dinophyceae; Prorocentrales; Prorocentraceae
Source: the annotation of a GenBank genome assembly
GGGCCGCCCGCGGCGGCAGACUCGGCGACGCCCGCGCCGCCGCGGCGGCCGGGCUCCUGGGAAGGGCUCGGGGCCUACGCGGCCGACCAGCGAGGCGCCGUCGCCGCCGGCCACGCGCUCGGGCGCAGGCCAGAGAUCGACGAGCGCUACAGGCGCUACUUUCGCUGGGCCGCGGAGCGUGGCCAAGCAGGCUGGCAGUACUUGGUGCAGACCGCCCAGUGGCGGUGCGAGCACGGCGGGCCCUGGGUGGCGCUGGAGCCGAACAUCGUGCCGUAUGACCUCGAGCCAGGCGUGGAGCAUUGGAACUUGUGGUACCACCCGGCGACCACGCCUGGCUCCGCGGAAUUGGAUAUGGGCGUUGUCUUGCGACACGUGCGGCUCUUCCUGCCCGCCUUGGAGGACGGUGAGGUGGUGCUCUUUCAGAACAUCCCCGAGUUCCGCUCUGUGCCAGAGGUCGCGCACGCCCACGUGUUCGUGCGCCCACGCGGGAGCUCGACCGCGGAGGAGCUCUGCGAGCUGCGCAAGGCCUGGCGGCUGAGGUCCCCGUGGGCGGAGCACGAGCGGCUCGGCGGCCGGGGCGCGGAGGUCGGCUUCUGA